AUGGCGGUUCUUUUGACUCCGCGGUUCCGUAGCCUUGGCAGCCAGAGCCAGCUUCCCGGCCCAGGGCGGAGCGUGUCGAGUUUCGUGAGCCCUAGAGAUGUUUUCUGCCGGAAAAGGAGGACAGGAUGCUCUGGUCCUUUUCAAGCUACUCAGCUAUGGGAUGGUAUUAUUCACUCCCUUCAGACUCAAGUGGAAAUAAAAAGAAGGAGGCAUCAUUUACGAACAUACAAAGACUGUUUUACUGGUUCUGAUGCUGUUGAUGUAGUACUGAGUCAUCUUAUGCAAAAUAUGUGCCUGAGUAGUAAUGAUAUCUCUCGUCUUAAAGGAGUUCGUCUUUGUCAAGUUCUAAUGAACCAUAAAGUAUUUGAACCAGUAGGAAUGAAGCUAUUCAAAAACGAAAAGGAAUUGGAAUUUGAGGAUUCAAACAAUAGUCUCUACAGGUUUCUAGGGAAUAAAUCAUCUUAUGUUUUUUGCAAAAGAAAAAAGGAUUCUGAGACUGGGUUAAAUGAUGAAAUAAAAGCAAAGGAAUCUUUAAGACCAGAAGGCAAAGUGAUUUCAAAUCCUCUAGCACAAGAGAUUGGUGAGGAAAGAAUUGAGGAACUUAUUGAUACAAUGAGUGGGACUCUGGCUUUACCUCCAAACAUCACAGUUGACAAACCUGUUCUUCCACUUUCAAAAGAAGAUGUUUGGAAACAGCAAACAUUGCUACGUAUUCUUCAACUGAUUCACAUUCCAUUCUUAGAAAAUAUUUUGGAGCCUCCAGUUAAAACACAAAAUCUCCAAUUAAGUAAAGAGGAAGAUCUUGUUAUCUCAAACACUUGCCUCGACAGAGAGGUUAUUCCAAGCUUAUGUCUACUUGAGAUUGAUAACUGGCUUAAUGCAGCAAUUGAAUGCUUGGAAUAUUUCCCUGACCAGUUAAUAGUUACUGUCAGCCAGCAGUUAGUACAAAACAGAAAUGAAGAGACAAGAUUGAAUACACAGAAGAAGUUACUCUUUGAUGUCAUAGUAAAAUAUUAUAAUCAAGAGAGAGAUUGCUUAUUAACUGAUGAGUAUUUUGAUAUUCAUUCAGGAAUUAUUGAACUUUUAGAAAAUGAGAAAAGAACAGAAGCACUUGAAGCAACACAACUAUAUCUAAGAUUGUUGUUGCCCAACGUUAGAGAAGAAUUACGACGGCUACUCACUUUUAUGGUGAUUGCAUCAGAACCCAAUGCCUACAAAUUACAAAAACAGUUUGAUAACAAAACGGUGGUCCUGAAAACUCUUGCCAAAGCAGUUUUGCAAUCCAAAUCAUUAUUAAGAGUACGGGCAGAACAACUAGUCUUGUUUCUACUGGAGUUCCACUCUGAGCUCUUCAAGGUAUCUGGCAUUUUGCCUGGGCACAUUUAUUACUAA
Eubalaena glacialis (North Atlantic right whale) is the source of this 1392-nucleotide messenger RNA. It is a transcript of the gene DEPDC4, whose product is annotated as DEP domain containing 4. The record is from RefSeq and is a predicted model, not a curated record. Bases 1 to 1392 code for a protein of 463 amino acids. The transcript has 7 exons. Gene Ontology annotation, biological process: intracellular signal transduction. Lineage: Eukaryota; Metazoa; Chordata; Mammalia; Artiodactyla; Balaenidae.